Messenger RNA from Aspergillus pseudonomiae, 1371 nucleotides. RefSeq lists its product as uncharacterized. Lineage: Eukaryota; Fungi; Ascomycota; Eurotiomycetes; Eurotiales; Aspergillaceae. The record is from RefSeq and is a predicted model, not a curated record. The coding region runs from base 137 to 1195 and encodes 352 amino acids. The transcript has a single exon.
UGGCAGUCUAUGCACACGCCUAUUUAUAACUUCGUGAUCUACGAUUCAACCCAUAUCUGUCGCGACCAACCUUUUUCUACUUUUGCUCCGUAUUUUCUACCCUACCCUGCAAUACAUAUAGCAUAGCCCCGUCCUAAUGGUGCCGCAGGCCUUUCUCACCCAGCUCCUGCUUCUUCUCGCUAUCUUCAGCGGCAACGCACUAGCCAGACGAGGCGGGGGAGGUGAUUCUGACAGCGACAGCGACAGCGGCGAUGACAGCAGUGGUGGAAGCGGCGGCGGUUCAGGUUCACCAAAAUGUGAAAAUACAAACAACCUUCUGAGCACGGUAUACCUUGUCCCCGGAAAUGCCUGGAACUGGACAUCCCAAGGCAGUAGAAAAACAGACGCCAGCCCAACAGAAUACGACGGCUCUUACUUCCAGGGAGAAGGACAGCUUUCGUACAACAUUACGGGUGGAUCGCGAUGUCCUGGCGCAAACGGGGAGCUUCGGCUCCUAGGAUACGCCUGGGUUGGACCCCAACCGCCUUAUCCUACCGGACCCCUCAACCCGUUCAUCGUUGGAUUCAAGGCUUGGGAAUCUGACGCGCCAGUCAGCGAGAUCCACACCUCCUAUAAACCUAUCAAGUUGACAGAGGAUAGUGUUUGUCCUGGGGAUCCGGAUCUCUUUCAGGCUGUCACGACUAGAGGUUGGACGGACUUGGAGGCUCAUACAUUCGGUGCCUCGGACGUGAUGAUCAUGAAUGUCUCCUCGGAUUCAACUGCUUCAGCCGCCGUGCGUUUCAAUGCUACUACUGCUUCCGACCCCAAACCGGCAUUCGGUGUGGGUGAGGGCGCGGUGCGUCUCCCUGGGCGUACUUGUGAUUCGGACGGCUUACACAUGGGCUGGCCCCCUACAACGAUGUUGAAUGGGACCGUGACGAACACUACCCUGGAGCUCAGGUUUGUUGGUUCGGUUAACACCUCAUCCGACUAUAAAUACUAUGAAGGUCGCCAGGAUAAUCUACAUAUCGAAUUUGCCGUUACCUUUUCGGGGCAAUUCGAUAGUAUCAAUUCCACUAAGGCGUUGAACAUUCAUUCGCGCAACCAGACUCUUGCAUGGGUGCCGAAUAACGGUGUCCGGGUUCUGCCGGGUCGUUGGUGGUACAUGUUGAUGUGGGUUGUUGGGAUAGGUAUGGCAAACUGUAACCAAUGGUAGAUACGAGGUACUGUUGGGUUUAUUGUACUCAUAUAUACCCUCUUCGAUGGUUCAUUGGAAGUAUGGAAGCAACAAGUGGGUUUAGUACCUGCUGGCAAGACAUGAACAUGAGCAUGGUGGUCCGCAACUCCGCCAAAAAAACAACUCGGAUAUAGAGUCUGGGUCUCACAUGCUGG